Messenger RNA from Sycon ciliatum, 1352 nucleotides. Its product is annotated as malignant T-cell-amplified sequence 1-A-like. The record is from RefSeq and is a predicted model, not a curated record. Gene Ontology annotation, molecular function: RNA binding. Gene Ontology annotation, biological process: formation of translation preinitiation complex. The transcript has 6 exons. NCBI's taxonomy places the organism in Eukaryota, Metazoa, Porifera, Calcarea, Leucosolenida, Sycettidae. The coding region runs from base 223 to 774 and encodes 183 amino acids.
UACAGCUUUGAAAGAACUGUGGCUUUGCGAACGUGAAGCUAGCUAGCUAUGAAGUUUUUUUGCAUUCCAAAGCUACAGUUUCAUUGCAGUUCAUAGAUUUGUACUUGUGGUGGUUGGAGCUCGUUGCGUGGAUUAGCUGGUGUGGUCCGUGUGUGGAGUUACUUCGCUGUUGAGGCGAAACCGAAGUUGGUUGGCCUCAUUUGUCACGAAAUCAAUUUGAAAAUGUUCAAGAAAUUCCAAGCAAAGGAGAGCGUGUCCGGCUGCACUCAGAGCAAAACAUCAGUGCAGAAAGGCAUUCGAAACCAGCUGAAGGAGACGUUUCCUGCAAUUGAGGAAUACAUCGAUGUAAUCCUACCGAAGAAGGAACCACUCAUUAUUGUAAAAUGUCACGAGCACAUAGAACUAUUGUCGGUGAACAAUGAGCUGCUGUUCUUCAGGCAGCGCGGCGGACACUUCUGCCCCACUCUUCGUCUUCUGCACAAGUAUCCUAUGAUCCUGCCACAGCUUCAGGUCGAUAAGGGUGCUAUUCGCUUUGUGCUGAGCGGUGCAAACAUCAUGUGCCCUGGUCUGACCUCUCCCGGUGCCAAGAUGGAUGUGGACCUGCCACCUGACACGAUUGUUUCUAUCAUGGCAGAAGGAAAGCAGCACGCCCUGGGCGUUGGCAUCACCAAGCUAUCCACCGGUGACAUUCGAAAAAUUAACAAGGGCAUUGGCGUUGACUCACUUCACUCGCUUGGGGACGGUCUAUGGAUGAUGAAGUCGCUUGAACGGUGAUGAAGGCUGCCAGCGUCAGCCCAACUUCCCCAUGUCUCCGGAUUGGUACUGCACCAGUUCACCAGGCACUCAACUCUUGUUGUCUUGCUCGCGCCCUGGGAUAGUGGUGCACUGCGGCUCUAGCACCUGAUGUCACAAGGCUAGCUUUCAGUGCCAGGCAGCUUGAACCGUUUCGUCUACAUAUGGCAAGCAGUCAUGUGGGUGCUUUCUUUUGUGCAUGGCAAUGACCGCAGUGGACACCCGUGCUGACUGCUUCCCCCCUGCCAGUGAAGCUAUAUCAAUCCUCGCUCACAAGACGCAAUGGUAUAUUUUAUAAAAUUGCGAAACCACCUCACUUCACACGUUGAGGUUCUGUACAUGUACAUACAAUGUUUCGUUGUGGAAGUUUUCGUAUCAGCACAUGUUUCUUUGGUGCAUGCUGGUAUGUGCCUAGAUUAUGAUCUCUUUCCCGAUCUUCGUGGGAGUACGUUUUUGGCAUCUUCCACAAGUUCCAGUCUCUGUCGUUUUGUGUUUUACUCCGGUGUGUUGCAUGAGCACGAAGGAACGUCCAUGUUUGCCAAGGACACGUAUCAGGCUGA